UCCCCCACCCCCAACGUCUCUCUCCGCUGCCUUCCUCGCUUCCACACUGCUGUGCCUGUGCGUGAGCCGUGCGUCUCCUCCCGCCCGAUGCCGCCGGAGCGCGCCGUCCCAAGCCCUAGCCGCAGAUGAGCUCCAGGAACCGCUCCGCCGCCGCUCCUGCUGCCCCGUCGGUCCGGACGCCGCGUCGCUUACGCCGGCGACCGCUUAAGGCCUCGGCGUCGGUCGCCGCGCCCGGUGGCGGGCGGCGGAGCGGGCCCGCGACGCCGCUGCUGAAGUGGGACGUGGGCGGCGGCGGUUGCGAGGGGAAGGGUGGUGCCGGGGAAGCGGGGGCCGCGCGGGAGACGAAGGCGCGGGAGGUGUCGGUGAGGAGGCUCGCGGCCGGGGUGUGGCGGCUGCGUCCGCCCGAGACGGUGGCCGGGAGCGCGGGAGGCGGCGAGAGGAGGGUCCGCGUGGGAGUCGAGCAUAUCCCAAGACAUCUACAAGUCCAGCUUCUUAAACAGAACACGUUGGGGUAUCACCAGAGCCUUACGAAUGAGGUCUCAAGCCCCAUUUCUGUUUUGGAGCCAAAGAGUGGAGAGCUCCACAAGGUACAGUUUCAUGCUGCUUCAGCUGUGCUACCAGUCACCAGUAUGGAGAAGGCAACAAAAUGGGAGCCCAAGAGUAUAAAAGGAAUGGAAUCGCAUGAUGCCUAUCUUAUUGCGAGCCAACUAAAUCUUCUUGAUGAGCAGCAAGACGCAACUUACGUCGCUAACCUCCAGGUGGAGCUCCAGCAAGCACGUGAUCGGGUAAGUGAGCUGGAAACUGAGCGGCGAGCAGCUAAGAAGAAGCUUGGCCACUUGUUCAAGAAACUCGCAGAGGAGAAAGCGGCUUGGAGGAAUAGAGAGCAUGAGAAGGUGCGUGCUGUUCUUGAAGAUAUGAAGGCAGACCUUGACCAUGAGAAGAAAAACAGGAGGCGGCUGGAGAUGAUUAACUUGAAGCUUGUCAAUGAGUUGAAGGAGGCCAAGAUGUCAGCGAAGCAGCUGUUGCAAGAGUAUGAGAAAGAGAGGAAGCUCACUGAGGAGGUGUGCAACGAGCUGGCAAGAGAGGUGGAGGAAGACAAAGCUGAGAUUGAGGCCUUAAAACAGGAUUCCCUGAAGCUGCGAGAGGAGGUAGACGAGGAGCGGAAGAUGUUGCAGAUGGCUGAGGUGUGGCGUGAAGAACGAGUGCAGAUGAAGCUUGUUGAUGCAAAACUUACCCUUGAUGCCAAAUACGCAGAAUUGAGCAAACUUCAACAGGAUGUUGAGGCUUUUAUUGCUGCCUGCAAUUGUGCUAAAGGAGACAUCAUGGUAGUAGAAGAAUCAGAGAACAUAAUACAGGCGAUCAAGUCAGUCAGAGCCCAAGAUACUGAAUUCAGAUAUGAGCCACCAGCAGCUUCCGAAGACAUAUUUUCCAUUUUUGAAGAGCUGCGUCCAAGUGAGGUGCCUGUCAUCAAGGAGAUUGAGCCGCGCUACAAGAAUAGCUCUGUCAUAUGUGAAUCAGAAAUCCAAGAGGCUAGCCCAAUGACAGAUAUAUUCCUUGAAAAGAAAGCCCAGGUGUACUCAAAUAAAAGCCCUCAAGAUGAAAGCGACACUGAUGAUGGCAGUAGCUGGGAGACAAUAAGCCAUGUUGAUAUGCAGGGUUCAAGUGGUUCACCCGACGGAAGUGAACCAUCAGUGAACAAGAUCUGUGAUGGAAGCAUUUCUUGGAAAAGCAGAAACGAUUUUGAGUAUAGGGAGAGUGAAAAGCUGAAGGAUGACUUGACUGAUGCAUACCUGACAAACAUGAAUCAACCCAAGAAGAAAGAAUCAGCCAUAUCAAAGCUCUGGAAGUCAUCCCGCCCAAAGAACAGCAAAAUAUGCAAGAAAGAUGCUGUCGAAACGGUAAAUGGGAGAUCGUCAAAUGUACAGCUCUCAGUCGGAACUUAUUCUGCUGUUGAAAGUGGCAUUCAGGAAGUAGGACUCAGUCCACCGAGCGUAGGGCAAUGGAGCUCGCCAGACUCUUUGAACAUUCAAUUCAACAGGAGCUUCAAGGGCUGUAUAGAGUACCCACGGACGUCCCAGAAGCACAGCUUGAAGGCAAAGCUCAUGGAGGCACGGAUGGAGAGCCAGAAGGUCCAGCUCCGCCAAGUGCUCAAGCAGAAGAUCUAGAGAUGCCAGAAGGCUGGAACCAAAAGGUGAAACAUUGAAACCUAGAAUUUAAUCCAAGGAAUAAUCUCAAGAGUACUUAGAUGCUUCAUUUUUCCUGUUUUAGAGUAAUCUGUAACGCAUGCACAACAAGACUAGAAAAAAGACAUAAAGUUGGCCUUUGUGGGCCGGCUGGAGCCUUUGCUGCUUCAGCUCUGGGUUAUGGUUCCAUUUGAUAAGCUAUGGUGAGAUCCAUCAUGAUGUAUAAUAUGGACACAAACAAGCAGCAAUGUUCAUACAAAUUGUAUUCCCAGAUAUCGAUGUUUUUAGCAUUUUCAUAGUUCUUGUGCAACUAAAUGUUCAUGAUUCCUCCUGUUGUUAUUUUGGGUUAUUCUGUAUGUGAAAAGAUGUUCCUGUAUUUAUGGCAAAAUACUAUGACAAGUAA
Molecule: messenger RNA, 2586 nt
Organism: Phragmites australis (common reed)
Lineage: Eukaryota; Viridiplantae; Streptophyta; Magnoliopsida; Poales; Poaceae
Exons: 3
Coding region: 126-2165 (679 amino acids)
Source: RefSeq, a predicted model, not a curated record